AUCAGCAAAGAUAGCUUGAGAGAAGAAGCAUCCUGUCUCAAUGGUUUGAGAUCAAACCAUUUUACAUCUAUGUAAAAAAAAACAAUUCACACUAACUACAAUCAAUGUUUGAAUGUAAAUAUACCAAGACUGUGUCAUACAGCAUUACAGGAAGUGACAUUUCCAGCUGCAGUCAGGGAAGGACUUGAUUAUUUCAGAAAAACCAUGAAGAUCUUUGGAAGUAUGCCAAACAAGUGCCAUUGCUGCAACAACAACAAACUCUAUUAACAGGAACCCCCCAAAAUUAUAUGCAUUUGAUUUUAAACAGAAGCAAGACAUUUCUUUUGCAGCCACCAAAAAUACUGAAACCCUGGAGGAUAUUGUGGUUAUGAGUCCUGGCAUCUGUUGGUUUUGCAAGACGUCCAGAGAUGGUGCAAAUGGAACUGCUUCUAAAGUAAGCUUAAAGGAAGCGCUACAGUGGUCUCAGUCCUUUGAAAAGCUAAUGGCUACCAAAUAUGGACCAGUCAUCUACCAGUCCUACCUGAAGACUGAAUACAGUGAUGAGAACAUUGACUUCUGGUUUGCUUGUGAAAAGUAUAAGAAAAUUGCCUCACAGAGGAAAAGAAUUUUGGUGGCACAGAAACUUUUCAAAGAGUAUAUCAAGCCGCAGGCUCCAAGACAGAUUAACAUUGACAGUCCUGCAAGACAACGUAUUAUCACAAACCUCCAAGACCCAACUCAAUCCUGUUUUGAUGAAGCCCAGAAGAUUGUUUACAUGCAUAUGGAACGGGAUUCAUACCCCAGGUUUCUUGGAUCAGAAAUCUAUAAAAACCUGGUCCUUAGUCUUUCAAGUAGAAAAGAACCUUUGGAAUCCUUAAGAGAGAGGCAAUGAGAAUGUGGAAGUGUUACCACCUAAUUUUGAAGCUGAGCAAACAAAUCAAGACAUGAAGGCAUGAGGAUUAUGCAUACAAAACAGAUCACUGUAUCUUGGCUUCACAAUUCUUGCCACUUAGGGUGGGAACAUGAAGGUUAAAGUGAAGCAUAAAAAUCAAAUGCAAAAAGAAACAUUAACACGAGCUUUAACUGGUUUUUUUUUUUAACAAUCAGUUUGUAUUUUAUUUUUGAACUUUUAAAUCACUAUAGGUCCAGUGGUUCAUCCAGCUGAGUCAAAGCACUAGAACUUGGAAACUUUAUUUUUCAGACUGCAAAGAAUCCUCCAUUCAUCAUGCUUAGUAGCCAUGCUGACUAAGGAAUAUUGUAAAUAGUGAUGGUGGUGGUGGCGGCGGCAGCAGUAGCAGCAGUAGUAACAAGAACAACGACAACUUUUAUAAACUCUGCAGCCUUGCACCUUCUUUGCUCUGGUCUAGAGUCUGAUCUUGUACAGAAUAAAUUAACAAGAUCUCUAUUUUUGAGUUUAUACUGGAUUCUGGAGUAGCUGUCCCUCCAAUAUUCACAUUAUAGAGAAUGGGAGGGGCAGAAAGGGUCCAAUCCAUUUGCCCUUUUUGUAGUGGCUUGCCACCUGACUGCAAGUUGUAUGAUGGGGGAAUGAUUUAGCUAUGCAAGAGUGGAGAAACCUUGAAUCUAGAAAAAAUAGCUUUAAAAAAAAAAAGAAUAACAAAAACAAUAAAGAAUACAGUCCCAUGCCCACCUACUCCAAAAUUACACUGGGUUCAACUGAGCUUACUUCCACUUAAGCAUAUGUAGGGUCACGGCUCUAUAGUGCAUUUACAACAUCUCUGAAAUCAUGUCCUAGGGGCUUCAGGGCAGAUCAAAUGUCCUCUCAGACCAGAGACAGACACUUCCAACGGUGAAUAAGGGGAGAUGAGCUUGAAUCUCCUCUCCCUAUAUCAGCAUCAAGAGCCACAACUCUUGCCUUGCUAAAGUUGGGAAUAGGAAAGGAAAACAGUGAUGGAUCAGGGGUGUGGCUCUGAUUGCAUAAUAUCAUAGAAUCAUAGAAUAAUUGAAUUGGAAGAAGCUUAUAAGGCCAUUGAGCCCAACCCCCUGCUCACUA
Molecule: messenger RNA, 1990 nt
Organism: Pogona vitticeps (central bearded dragon)
Lineage: Eukaryota; Metazoa; Chordata; Lepidosauria; Squamata; Agamidae
Gene: RGS13
Product: regulator of G protein signaling 13
Source: RefSeq, a predicted model, not a curated record